AUGAUUCUGAUGUUCCUGCCUGAAGAUAAGGCAGGGGCGGAGCCUACCCCAGAAGAGAAGGUCAUCAUGCAGAAAAGGGUCAUUUUUUUUCCUGGAAGGGUAAAGGUUGCGUUCCGUAAGGGACCGCUGGGAUAUCUUCUGCAGGAUCCAACUGACCAGGCGAGAACAAUAAAAUACAACCUAUCUUUGCAGGACAAGUCGGCACCAAUUAAGCUGGAGCUUGUGAGACAAAAUGCUCUGAAUGUGGUCCGUCAAAGAGGAGGUGAUGCCUCAGACCAAAAAGAAGUUUUUGGUGAGUACAUCCUGCAGUUUGGGAAAUACAAGGGGAAGUCCUUCCGGUGGCUCCUUGAAAAUGAUGUGGGGUACACCAUCUAUCUGAUGAAGAACCUUCAGCAAGAAGAGGCUGCAGGAGUCACAAUGACCGAGGGGCACAGCAAGAGCAGCCUGGUCUCUUUUAUGCAGUACGCCCACAGCUUUGAGGAGAUUCUGUCUCUUUUACAUUACACGUCCAAAACUCCAGCUGCAACAGCGGCAUCACCAGGCGACGAUCAGCUGGUUGGUUUCGGAGCUCGUGCCAAGAGUACAUGGAAGGAGAUUUGGGACGGCAGAGCUGAUGGUUACGCGUCCUUUGUAAUGGGGGCUAAGUGUGUCCGAGGGACACGGAUGCAUAAACUGCAACAAUACCUGCUGAAGCAGCAGCAGUCUGCCCGUCCGCAUGUUCCUGCCACAUCUGAGCCCACAGAGAUGGAUGAAGACGCUGAGCUGGAGACUGCAAUGCUGAACAUCACCCCCUCUAAGCUACUGGUGCAGUCGCCAGCAUCAUCUGCGUGCUCAGCUGCUGAAGUGAAACACUCCACAGAAACAACGACAGUAAGCAGAUCUCUUAAGACUAUUGAUAUUAUUAACAAGAUGUUAUGUCUUGCAGAACCAUCUACUGUCCUUUUGAAACCACUGAUGGUCACUAGAAAGGAACUGCGUCUGUCUCCUGUGGAUGCACCAGCUGUGCCAGCUCUGAAAACACCAGUGCCCCUUCCUAAAGAGCUGAUGUUUCUUGUGCAGGAACCAUCAGCUUCCACACAAUCAAAAAAAGGUGUUUCAGCGACAGAGGGCAGUAUCUCUCGAGCGUGCAGGACACUUUCUUUUGAGGAAUCUAACAAAGAUGAACCAUGUUCCUCUGCUCCUCCUCCUUCAGUGUGUGUUCCACCACCUGUUCGACCGACAGCGCAAAGCACACCAACCCUUCCUAGAGUUCCUGCUCCACAGCUUCCUGGAUAUGAUAAUGACACGCGUCAGUGGAAGUGUUCUCAUCAACAGAGGAUCUGGAUGAAGACUGAGUUGGAAUCCAUGGGUCUGUGGCCAGGCUCUCCUCCUGUGAGCAACCCCAUGAAGACCGUGUCACUGUGGCGUUUACCUCCUCAACCUGAGCUGAUAGACACAGACUCUGAUCUGCCGUCAGCCAAAUAUUUUCAGCUUCAUCCUUUUUUUAUUUGGAAACCUGAAAAUGACACCUUGAUGGCUAGACUUAAGAGUAACUAUGCUCUGCCAUGCAUUGCGGGGUGUAGCAAAGCACAGGUCACGUGUGCAGGAGUCGGUAGACCUCGUGUGAUCGUGGGCAUCACAGGUCAGUACUACCUCUUCUCAUCUCGGCUGUGCUGCAAAGUCUGCAAGAAAAGGUGGUAA
This is a messenger RNA of Triplophysa dalaica, 1680 nucleotides long. RefSeq lists its product as uncharacterized. NCBI's taxonomy places the organism in Eukaryota, Metazoa, Chordata, Actinopteri, Cypriniformes, Nemacheilidae. The record is from RefSeq and is a predicted model, not a curated record. The coding region runs from base 1 to 1680 and encodes 559 amino acids. The transcript is spliced from 9 exons.